CUUACAGAAAAGCACGGUGAUUCAACCAUGUCGGCGCGUAACGCUAUGGCGGCUAUGCUCGACGAGUUGAUGGGACCAAAGCGAAAUGUCGAACUUGGCAAAGACACCAAAGUGACAUUUGAUGUGAGUUUGAAGUACUAA
Messenger RNA from Cylicostephanus goldi, 141 nucleotides. Lineage: Eukaryota; Metazoa; Nematoda; Chromadorea; Rhabditida; Strongylidae. The record is from the annotation of a GenBank genome assembly.